GUCAUCCGUUAGGCUACUUGUUGAGCAGACUCUCCUGUCUCUCGAGUCCACACUAUUUGCUAUACUAUGUUUUAGCUUUCAGAGUAGCUGGAUGGCAACUGAUGCUGCACCUUCUGAAAACAGACCCUCCAGGUGCGUCAGAAUGGAACGGUCGCAGCUCUAAAGAUGUCGCGCACGAUACAAAAAAAGUGUUCCAAGAAGAACAUGAUGGCGGCAACUAACCCAGGACCAAGAUGACAGUGGACAUCAAAAUACAACUUCUCAGGCAUUUUACCGCCUAGCAGACACGGAAGCGAAAAUCACUGGGCUGACAUAGAACCCAGCCCUCAUCCGAGAGCCACGACCGGCGGAUUCAAGUCGAACGUAAAUGCAGGUUGCCGUAAAACGGGUCUACGCAAAGGACCAGUGCUGAGCGCAGGCUAGAGGAGAGGAGCGAGACAUGUUGCUACAGAAAACUAGCAUCUUCAUCGGAGAGCCAUGGAGAACGCGGCCCCAUCAAAUCAAGGCUUCAUCUCCUCCAACACAUUAAUUGAAUAUGAAUUACAGAUAAUCGCGGUGGUAAACCAGCAGCACUACCUACGACCCAACAUUUAAGAGGUGAAAAACGCAAAUUAGACCCCAAGUCAAUGAAUGUUGCGGCAGAGAAACCCCCACGGUGGAGUCGGCCGGUGAAGAAGCACGUUCCCAAAAUAUGACCUGGGGUGCUUGGACGUGUCUGCAGCAAGAAGACGGCUUCAAAAUCUGGCUAGAACCCCGCGAGAACGAAAAGCCAUUCACCGACUCAGAGAGGGCCCAGAGAUGGCGACUGUCCUUGGCUUCGCUCUUGUUUCUAACCAUUCUGCUCUCUGAUCACUUAUGGUUCUGCGCCGAGGCGAAAUUGACAAGGACCCGUGAUAAGUUUGCAUUGACGGACAUGGGAGUUUACCCGUCUACAAACCCCAUACCAUCAUCCAGCCUCCAUUUAGCACACAGUAGCCUCAGAGAAAAAGAAUAUGCUAUUUUUAUAGGGAAUUCUACCAAACCUUUGUGGCGACUUGAAACUUGCCACCACGAUAGUUUAUCUAAAAACGGCUUUACUUUUGAUGACGCCGAUCAUUUGUGCAAGGACCUUUUGGAAAAAGAACGGACCCGGACAGUAAAUAUAAGUGAUUUGUACCUUUCCUUUUGUAAUUCUUAUUCUCUUUUGGAUUUGUUUUACGGGUCUAAAAGUCCGGACAAUUUGAACUGCAGUCUUGACGUGCUUAUUGGUGGCGAUGUGGCGAGGUGCAGCCUGUGCGUCCAGGCGUACCAGCGCUACGACCAACACGCCCUGGAGAAAUAUGAGGAAUUUGAGGUUAUGACUCAGAAAUAUGAAACGGAUGCAUAUUCAGUGAGAACAUGCAUGGAUGAAUGCAAGGUUGCCUACAAACCGUGGCUGUGUGCACAGUAUUUCCCCACCACACAGAGGCAUUGUGGAAGGACAGUACCUUGUCUCCAGUACUGCCUGGAGGUUCAGCAGAGGUGUCCCUUCAUACUACCGGACAACGACGAUCUCAUCCACGGAGGAAGCCCCAGCUUCAUAUGUACAGGGCUACUGGGGAGCCAUGGGCAGCCCAACAGCCAGGCAGAGUGCUGCGACGUCCGGUGGGACUCUAAACCGGACAACCGUUCUCGUGGGACGCUGAAAAGGACUCCAACUCCCUCCUGCCAUCACCAACAGGGGGCGUCGACAUCAGUCACCUCGGCCGCAACACCCACCAGACUGUGCAGCAGCAGCGGCCGGCUGAAGCUGUGCCUGCUGGUCUUUGUUCUCCUGCACACCGUAGUCACCAUUACCACCGCAUCCCACAAUUCCACUGGGGUCGUUGGUGUGGCAGUCAUUUUCCCCCUGGAGGAAAGCUCCUCCGGUGAGGAAUAAUGGAAAAAAUUUGCAAAAAAAAACUCUAGGUUUUAUCUGGGAAUGAGUGAGUUGCAAAACCGGUUCUGACCAGUUCUGGCUCUCUGUUCAGAGUGAACCCUGGAAGGUCCCUGGUAUGUACUGUCGAAUCCUCAUUGGGCCACAGGAAGUGAGGGCAAUUUACCUGGAGCAAAGGAUGCUGGGAAUUUUAGUCAUGUGGUGAGGCGAACACAUCUCAGACCAAAGGAUCAAUAUCAUAUCACCGUGUCAAUCUAAACCCGAGUUCACCUUUUCAGUCUCUUGUUUCUUCAGGAUGUACUAUAUCGUUUUUUUUUUUGUCCUCCUGGUUCAGUUGUUUGUGGAGUUUGUUGGAAUGUGAGUGGGUUGUCUUAGAACAUAUAAGAGGCAGAGAAUAUUGAAAAAGGUAACACCAACCUGUGUGUUUUUAUCCACCCCUCUCUUAACCAGUAACAUUUAGCUGCUCUUGGAUAUGCUAACAAUAUUCUUAACUCAAACACUCACAAACAGGCAUUCCCUGUAGCUCAGUUGGUAGAGCAUGGUGUUUGCAACGCCAGGGUUGUGGGUUCGAUUCCCACGGGGGGCCAGCACAGAAAAAAAAAAUGUAUGAAAUUGUAUGAAAUGUAUGCAUUCACUACUGUAAGUCGCUCUGGAUAAGAGCGUCUGCUAAAUGACUAAAAUGUAAAUGUAAAUGUAAACAGAAAGAGUAAACACUAAUUGAUCCCCCCUGUCCUGGUGGAUACAUAGAACAUAUCAGUCAUAACAGGGUUCUCUCAUGGCAGUACAUAUAACUCUAAUACAGAGCCAGUGAAGAGCAGGUGUAGUAUACCUUUUUAAAAUGUUUUGCCGACCUGAACCGUAUUGUGCUCGCUUGGAUUAUUUUCUUUACACGGUUGCAUGUAACCAGGCCAGUGAAGUACAGUACAGCUCAUCUCGUUUUAGCUCGGCUCAGUAGUGUGAAUAGGGUAGAAGUGGAGGUCUUGUCACUUCGAUUCAAAACUUUCCCACCGAUGGGCUUCAGUGUACUUCCGAGUUCAUAUUAUUUGAGCCAAUAAGUUUCUCUCUCAUUAUCCUGUGUCCAUGUGUUUGUAUGUGAUGGGCCCAAAGGGGACGUCGGAUUAACGAAGCUCAAUUUACCUCAAAUCAAGUGACCUGUUGGCUUAGAUUGACUCUGUUUUUCUAAAGCAGGACAUCCAAGAACCGUAUGUUUGGCUUUUAUAUUUGACUCAUAUAUUUCUCAAUAUAAGGCUCUGGUACAUCAUACCAGUACAUUAGUGCCAGUUCUCUUCACACAGUGGGAGAGGUGUCACAAGACCUGGGUUCAAAUAGUAUUUGUUCUCUUUGAAAUAUUUUACCUGCACUCAAUUGAGCUUGCCUGGCACAAUGUAACCAACGGGAUUGUCCCAAAAGUAUAUCUGAAAAUCUUGCCCAUCUCAUCUCCAGACAAGCUCAAUCAAAUGCUCAACACUCUUGACAGAAAACAGACACAAUUUGAACCCAGGAUGGAUCAUACAUACAUACAUACCCUCUCCUCUUUGUCUCUAUUUGACCUAAUUAUCAUUGUGACCAAGAUAAUCACCUUGUAUCUUUACACAGAGCUAAGGCCUUAGCUAGUAGGCAUUUGUGUGAGGGUAAGGAGUUCUCAAGGGCUGGCUCUACAUACUGCAUUUCAUUCCGUUGGUGUAACUGCUGCUAACCGGUACUCAUUGAUAUGGCACAUAGGGGAAGAAAUCUGAUAGGCUCCUUAUGCUUUCACCUUUGACCUUGACAUCCCUGUCUUAUCCUUCCCGUUCAACUGAGUAGCGCAUAUUAUGGCACCUUUGUUUUUUCUACACGUACAUAUAAUCAGUACUGCCGGAAUAACUCUGAAGUCAAUCGUACUCGGGCAUGAAGACAUCAAUCUGACGAUUAGGGUGAAGUUUCCUCAAGACCCUGGUCUUGGGUCAGUUCUGCAUUUGACCCACUAAUGGAAGGUGUUAGAAUUGGGGGAGGGGAACUGAUCCUAGAUCUUUACCUAGGGAAAACUUCACCCUGAAAGUCUAUGUGCUUUAGCCUAUUCACAUUAUUUUCCCCUUAGGUUCUCGUAACAGUUGAUUUUCUCACAGACACUCAUCGAAUGAACUGUUCUUUAUAGCCAUCAAUGAACAACAUUAAUUUAUUGUUUCCCUCACCUUUACACUAUUCCCCCAAAAGACAGCAGCGGAUGUAACCCCCUCUCUGUAGAAAUAACCUCCCACAAACUCCCCCAAACAUGAUCUGAACCUUGUGGAUCUAUGCAGAUGUCCUACCCCUGUCUGGCCCCGUACAUACUCAAGUUGCACAACUGAUGUACAACACAUUUGGCACAAUGGUUGUGAUACAACUGAUGUUUUUGUGAUUCAACAGAGAGUUUGUCUGCACAAUGGUUGUGUAAUUAUUUUUCGGAAGAAAAAAAUAAAACUAUGUUGAAUGAUAUUAUGCCAUAUGCAUUGUACUUCAGUUGAACAACUGGAGUGUUUACUGGUGUAAAUAUGUCCUAGAGAAGUGAGAUAUUCAAGAUGUCCACCUCUUGGAGAUUUUUCUGUUUUUCUAUUUAGGGAAAGCUUCUUGUGUUUGUUUUUCUUGUUUUUGGUUGCAUUUUCUGUUAAUGGUCUCACUUCAAACAAACUAAAACUUGUAAAGGCUUUAUAAGCAUCUACAGUUUGUAGUGCUUAUGAGUACUUUAUGUAUGCUUUAUAAAGCCUUUUAAUGUUGUACUUCGUUUGAAGUUGGACCUUGUUAAGAACUGUCUACAGCAUUGUAAGUCAGAUCAGUAGGAGAGAGAAGAUUGGGAAAAGGUGUGAUAGAUGUGUGCAAGGAAAAUAAUGAAGAAAAAGGUGGGAAUUAUGAUGAAAAUAUAUUUAAAAAAAACACAGAUACCUUAUCUUACUAUUGUCAUAUUAUCAUACGAUAGAUGCUUUAGUGCAAUUAUCUUUUCUUUUUCUACAAAAGAGUUUGAUGAAAUAAUUUAUAAUGCAUCUCGAAGUCAUCAUCUUUUUUGAACAUAAGAGAAAU
Messenger RNA from Salmo salar (Atlantic salmon), 4927 nucleotides. RefSeq names its product NALCN channel auxiliary factor 1. Gene Ontology annotation, cellular component: plasma membrane. Gene Ontology annotation, biological process: calcium ion import across plasma membrane. Gene Ontology annotation, molecular function: stretch-activated, monoatomic cation-selective, calcium channel activity. The record is from RefSeq and is a predicted model, not a curated record. NCBI's taxonomy places the organism in Eukaryota, Metazoa, Chordata, Actinopteri, Salmoniformes, Salmonidae.